This is a messenger RNA of Polyodon spathula (Mississippi paddlefish), 2080 nucleotides long. RefSeq names its product serine/arginine-rich splicing factor 6-like. The transcript has 6 exons. Lineage: Eukaryota; Metazoa; Chordata; Actinopteri; Acipenseriformes; Polyodontidae. Gene Ontology annotation, molecular function: mRNA binding. The record is from RefSeq and is a predicted model, not a curated record. Bases 115 to 1362 code for a protein of 415 amino acids. Gene Ontology annotation, biological process: mRNA splice site recognition; alternative mRNA splicing, via spliceosome. Gene Ontology annotation, cellular component: nucleus; ribonucleoprotein complex; cytoplasm.
CUUCGUGCGCUGGCAGGGAGGAGGGAGGGAUCUCUUGUAAAUUUAAUUCUAGUUGUAACAGCGGCGUCACUAAAAAAAAACAAAACGGCACCGGUCCGUACAGUUUGAAAGAAAAUGCCCCGCGUUUACAUUGGCAGAUUGAGCUAUCAUGUGCGGGAGAAGGACAUCCAAAGGUUCUUCAGCGGCUACGGCAAGUUGCUGGAGAUCGACCUGAAAAAUGGGUAUGGUUUUGUCGAGUUUGAAGACACGCGUGAUGCUGACGAUGCCGUGUACGAGCUGAACGGCAAGGAGCUGUGCGGGGAGCGUGUGAUCGUUGAGCAUGCCCGCGGACCUCGCAGGGACCGAGAUGGAUACGGAGGCGGGGGAGGAGGAGGAGGAGGAGGUUACGGUGGACGCAGUGGUGGUGGUGGUGGCAGUGGAGGUGGCUAUAGCAGAAGCCGUGUUGGCAGGGAUAAGUAUGGGCCUCCAGUCCGCACAGAAUACCGUCUGGUUGUGGAGAACCUCUCCAGUCGAUGCAGCUGGCAAGACCUCAAGGAUUUCAUGCGGCAGGCUGGGGAGGUUACGUAUGCUGACGCUCACAAGGAGCGCACCAAUGAAGGGGUGAUUGAGUUCCGCUCCCACUCGGACAUGAAGAGGGCAAUGGAGAAGCUGGACGGCACAGACAUAAACGGUCGGAAGAUCCGCCUGGUGGAGGACAAGCCGCGCCGCCGACGCUCCUACUCUGGAAGCCACUCCAGGUCCCGCAGCAGGCGCCGUUCUCGUAGCAGGAGCCGCAGAAGCAGUCGAUCCCGCAGCAACUCAAGGUCACGUUCCCGAUCCCGCUCAAGAAGCAAACGGCGUUCUAGGUCAGGCAGGAAGUCCCGUUCUAAAUCCCCUGCCAGGAAGUCCCGUUCUAAAUCCCCUGCCAGGAAGUCCCGUUCUAAAUCCCCUGCCAGGAAGUCCCGUUCUAAAUCCCCUGCCAGGAAGUCCCGUUCUAAAUCCCCUGCCAGGAAGUCCCGUUCUAAAUCCCCUGCCAGGAAGUCUCGUUCCAGGUCCCGCACCAGGAAGUCUCGUUCCAGGUCCCGCACCAGGAAGUCCCGUUCCCGCUCUCCCAGCAGGAAGUCCCGCUCCAAGAGCGUGUCAAAGCCCAAGUCAGACCGUGACUCCCGCAGCCCCUCUGAAGAGAAGUCUGAGAUUAAGAAGUCCCGCAGCCGAUCCUGCUCACCUGUGGAGAAUGGGAAAGGGGACCAGCUCAAAUCUGCCAGCCCUUCUACCUCCCCCAAGCCAGAUGAGCGUCGCUCCAAGUCUCCCCCGUCCAAACGAUCAGCAUCCCGAUCCCCUUCACACUCAAAAUCCCGUUCCCGGUCUGGCUCCAGAGAUUAGCAGCUAGCGGGAUUGUCUGUACCUGUGUUUCUCUCGCUCUGGGGGGUUUAUUCCAGUAAUGGGGGGGGGUGGGGAUGAUUUUUUUUGUUACCUGUUUACACUGAUCUGCAGAUUAAGUGCUCAAGGUUUGGUUGGUUGACUUGUAUGGCUUCCUGGCACUUGGCUUAAAGGCUGCUGUUUUAUUACGUAAGAUUACUUAAAUGAGACAAACCAGAUGUGGGUUACUUGGACUGCAAAGAAGAGCAUACCUAAUGGACUUAAGGUUCAGUUUUCUUUUGACCUUUUGUUUGCGUGAGAUGCAAUUUAACUUUUUGUCCAAAUGUACUUUUUGUUUGUUUGUUUUUGGUCCACCCAGAGCAACAUUGCCAAGUGGAUGGUACCACUAGCAGGUUUGGGCUUUUGUAUCUGUGCUGAUACUCCUUUAGUUAAAGCAGUAGUAUGACCAUUAACCACUGGGUGGAUGACAUUGUUUGCAAAUUUUAUAUAAUUUUUUUUUUAUGUUGCCAACUUUAGUUAAAGCCACCAUUUAUCUAAAUAGUUACGUGUUUGUUGCACCAGUUUGGUUCCUUGUGGCAUGAGACCAGCAAUAACAACUAUUGAUCACUGAUUCAGGACUUCCCUGCCAUGUGUUUCUUUCAUUGCCAAAGUGUAAACCCUGAAACAAGCAUGUUAACUUUUUACUGUACAGUUAUAUUAAAGGUUCUUAGGAAAAAUAAAA